AUGGGUUGGCGCACCCGCUUUUGCGCAAGCAGCGGCGCGCUCGUCAAGGAGGUGGAGCGCACCACCAACCACGACGUCAAGGCGGUGGAGUACGUGCUCAAGCGCCGCUUCGCCCAGGACGCUGAGUUGGCGCGGGUGCUGGAGUUCACCCACUUUGCCUGCACCAGCGAGGACAUCAACAACCUGGCGCACGGCCUCAUGCUUAAUGAGGCGAUGCAGCAGCAGGCGCGUUGCGGGGGCGAACGGGGUGGGGUCGCUGGAGGCUGGGUCCUGCCAGCCAUGGACAAGGUCAUCAGCGAGGUGGCGCGCCUGGCUCAGGAGUAUGCUGACGUGUCGAUGCUCUCGCGCACCCACGGCCAGACCGCCAGCCCCACCACGAUGGGCAAGGAGAUGGCCGUGUUUGCGUACCGGCUGCAGCGGCAGCGCGACGCGGCGGCGGCGGUGCAGAUGAUGGGCAAGAUGGCGGGUGCCGUCGGCAACUACAACGCCCACAUUAGUGCCUACCCUGACGUCGACUGGCAGGCCGUGGCGGAGGGCUUUGUCACCUCCCUGGGGCUCAAGUUCAACCCCUACGUUACCCAGAUUGAGCCCCACGACUGCAUUGCGGAGCUGUUUGGUGCCAUCGUGCGCUUCAACAACGUGCUGCUGGACUUUGACCGCGACCUGUGGUCUUACAUCAGCCUGGGGUACUUCAAGCAGCGCACCAUCGCGGGCGAGGUCGGCAGCAGCACUAUGCCCCACAAGGUCAACCCCAUUGACUUUGAGAACUCCGAGGGUAACCUUGGACUGGGCAACGCGGUGAUGGACCACCUCAUCCACAAGCUGCCCAUUAGCCGCUGGCAGAGGGACCUCACUGACUCGACCGUGCUGCGCAACCUCGGCGUCGGCAUCGGCCACAGCCUGCUGGCCUACUCGUCGACGCUGCGCGGCAUCAGCAAGCUGCAGCUGGACGCGGACCGCCUGCACUCUGACCUGGACGCGUAUGGCGUGGAGGAGCCCUACGAGAAGCUCAAGGCCUUCACCCGUGGCCAGCGCGUCACCCAGGCCUCCAUGCAGCAGUUUGUGCGGGACCUGGACGGCUUGCCCGCGGAGGCCAAGGAGGAGCUUGCGCGGCUCACGCCCUGGGGGUACGUGGGCAACGCCGCGGACCAGGCCAGGGCGCUGCCCCGGCACCUCGGCGGCGGCGCGGGCGGCAACGGCAAGCACUGA
This is a messenger RNA of Monoraphidium neglectum, 1209 nucleotides long. Its product is annotated as adenylosuccinate lyase. Gene Ontology annotation, biological process: IMP biosynthetic process. Gene Ontology annotation, molecular function: N6-(1,2-dicarboxyethyl)AMP AMP-lyase (fumarate-forming) activity. The transcript is spliced from 8 exons. Bases 1 to 1209 code for a protein of 402 amino acids. Lineage: Eukaryota; Viridiplantae; Chlorophyta; Chlorophyceae; Sphaeropleales; Selenastraceae. The record is from RefSeq and is a predicted model, not a curated record.